Anas platyrhynchos (mallard) is the source of this 10597-nucleotide messenger RNA. NCBI's taxonomy places the organism in Eukaryota, Metazoa, Chordata, Aves, Anseriformes, Anatidae. The record is from RefSeq and is a predicted model, not a curated record.
CUCAGGGCUGGCAAGGUACGGUAUAUUGUCUCUUAGUUCUGCACUGAACCGCCCUCAGUGACUAUAUAUUUAUUGUUUGUUUCCAUUUAUUUUCUUAGAAAUGUUAACACAAAAAAAGACUCUGUCUGCUCAAGGGAACACAGAGAGGCUGAAUGACGAAUUUGAAUGGGAAAGAUUGUUCUGUAGACUAUUUUGUGAGAUAGAGAAGUUGUAGUCAUUGUGUGCUUAGAGGAGAGAAAAAAGAAGAGGUUUCAAAGGUCUUGACAAGGUGUGUGAAAGGCGUGUGGAACCAACAGCCUGUACAGUAGCACGGGGUGGCAUUCCUGACUCAGGUCAGCCAGUUCUUGUGCUUAAAAUGAUGUACAGCCUGAAGUAUCUCACUGAAUCACGCUAUUGAGAAGCUCUGGAGUAGUAUGCUUAUCACAGAACUUGUCUUUAGUCUUUUAUUAGCAUGUCAGCUGUGGGAACUUCUGGGGAGAUUAAUGAGUCUGAUUUGUCCCAUGAUAUCCAUAGUCACAGGAUUCAAAAAUGUAGCUGCCCCGUGUCUCUAUAUCCACUGCAGGGUGACUUUAGUGCUCCAUCAUGUCAAUCUGAUUUUGCCUCCAGGUCCCGGUAGAAUCUAAAUAUGUUCACUGCCCCUGUUAAUGGUCAUGAGUAGUGAUGUCCUAUGUAACAAAACUACUAGCUGAAUAUUUGCCUUGGACAUGUGCUUGUAGCAUUUUAAUUAGAUCACCAUUGUUAAGGUCACACACUGCACUUAGGCAGGCUAUUGUUGUGUAGUUAUAAAGCUGCAUCUUACGGGUUGCUAGGGGAGGAAUGACACAGGCAAUUAUCACAGGGUCCAUGGCAAAGAACAUCAGGUAGAGUAACUUAAUUAAGGUUGUGUAAUGUGUCUGAAACUGGAAAACAUCAGCAAGAUAUAACCCCCCUGGGAAGCUUUGACUUCAAGUGUAAGUGCUGGGUCAAAUGCAGGCUUGUUGAAAUUGAGACAAUAUUUCUUCUGUAAUACUUGUCCUAAACAGAGGAGAGUGUUUCAUUUUUUACUUCCAGUUCUAAAUGCAAUACCAUGUAAAAGUAUCAGAAAACACACAAAAAUAAUUUCAGUAUUGAAAUUGCAAUUCUGAAAGGCUGGCCAGGGAUAAAACAUAACUUUAAAGGUCUUGAUUUUCUUAUAUUGAAAUGAGUCCUGUUGCUUCUUGAAGGACAUUAGGGACAUGUACCAUCUCUAUAGCACCACAUAAGGAUUCUGAUGCCAGGAGGCUCUGGAGGAACUUUGGACUUGUUUUUUUAAAAAGACCACAUGUUUUAAUUGAUGUUGUUUCAGGCAUUAAAAUUGGUGAAUGAUGCGUUUGUUGGUCCUGGUAAAAAGCCAUCCUUUUAAAUUACUGAUUCAGCAGACUAGCCACAGAAUUAAGAACAAAAUUUUCACAAAGCAAAUAUGUCUAGGAAUCAGAAAGGAAGAAUAGCAUUACUAAUCUGUAAUCCCCAACCAUUUCAUUCUUAUCUGCAAGGAAAAUAUAUUUAAUAACAUUGUUUGUUCUGUUUCAAAAUGUCAACUUUAUAACAGCAGGGCACAAUCUAAAGCUCCAUAUUUUCAUGUUCCUGCUCCUCCCUACUUUAUGGUAGUAAAUUUGAUCCAGUUUUUGAUAAUAGACAGCAUUGCAAAUGGAAAGGAUUAUAAUUAGGACAUACCCAUUAUACUUUACAGGUUUUAUUACUGUCCCAGAGGCUUGCAAAUAAUUGAGUGGGAAUUAUAGACUAUAGGGCUUGUGCAAUACUGGUGUUCUUUUAGUACAUGCUGUCCAGGAAAUAAUUGAAAGUGAAAACCAGGUUGCUUCAGAGCAAUUUCAGUUCUAUCUCCUUUUUAUUGUGAGAAAGCCAGGCUAAAUUCUUUUCCCACCUGGAACAGCCAAUACCCAGGCUGAUUGCUGCUUUCCCAGGCUGAUUACUUAUCACAGAUUUUUUUUAAUUUUUAUUUUUUAUUUUUUUUAUUUUAUUUUUUUGUGCUCACUAAAGAUCUCAGGAUGUCUCAGUUUCUCAGGUACCCAGCUGAGAUUCAAAGAUGCCAGCUACACUCCUCAAGGAUGCUCUCUGGGGUGCCAGGCUCUGAGAUCCGAGGCUGGCAGGUAUCUUUCUCUGUCAGUAUUUUAGUGAAUGUCUUAUUCUGUCAACAUUUUUCCUUUAUGGCUGCUCUCCUCACACAUCCCUCUGCAGAGGCUUAGAGGGGUGUUUGGGCAUCUUACAAUAGCUCUAUGAACACUCAAGGUGGCCAGAGACAGUGCAGGGCUUUGCUGUGUAUGGGCUUUUAGAGUCUUCUCCAGGUCCACUGUGACCAGUUAGGCUGCUAGAUCAGUGUUCACUUGUUGUGAAGCCAGACUGACACCUGGGGGUCCAGAGGAUCUCUCUCUCCUCCCCCCCCAUUCCUGUUUAUUCCACCUUACCCACACACAAUCCCAUGCUUCCCAUGAUGGCCCUUCUCACCUGCCAUCACCAGGUCUCCCCAGUGCUUCCUGUCUGUCACUGCUGUCACAGGAGCCCUUUGGGCAGGGAGCUUUGCUUCUGGGCUGCCAUUUAAGAAAUCUGUCUCCUGUGAAGCCAGACACUGGAAAUUAAUUUGGAUCAACAACAAAGCUAGUCACCCAUUCCUUGAUGUACCUAAGUUACACUACAAUAGGUAUUUUCAUUUAAGUAGGGUAGUUUUUAGGCAUUUCUGUAUGGGGAGAGGAAGGAGGAAUUCUCCUUUCUCAGUGAAAACAUCUUUGACCCAUGAAUGCAAUUACAGGUUAUCUGAAAGGAUACACCUCUUGAUAGACUGAUUUCUACUUGCAUCAUCUGUAAAAGGCUCUGCUUGAUUUCUGCAGCUUCAUGAUAGUCCAGAACCUCAUUAUGACUGCUAACCCAACAACCUGUAGCACUGAUCUCUAGAUCCUGCAUUAUUCUCUAUUUCUAUCUGUUCUGAAAUAUAAAGCUGGGUGAUUGCUGGUGACUUUCAGUUGAGGUGAGUCGCCUUUGAGCGGGUCAUGUAACAGCAUGACCUCCAACUCCCCAAACCUAGGCUAUAGUACACUCAUGCUAACCUGAUCAAAAGGCAAAAGAAAACCCCAGAAUAAAGCUAGAACAAGUAGCCAGAAAAGCAGGUUUUGAAGUUUUUGAACUAACUAGUGCCACAUCAAAUUCAUUCUGAGUCUAGAUUGAACCAAGAAUUCCUAGCUGUAUCCCCCUCAUACUGCCACCCUGAAAUGCUAUCUGAUAAGAGGCUCUGUAACACAUACCAGACAUUUUUUAGAAUAGGACAUCUUGGGAUUUCUAGGAAAAUUGCUGGCUUUGUAUACUCUGAAGUGUUUCUUUACUGGGUUAGUUUUCUAGAGUGUGUUUCCACCCUCCCCUUGCACCCCAUCUUAGUCUUUGUAAUAUCUUUUCCACCUUACAUGUUUCCCAAUUGAGAGUCAACAGGGAAAAAAAACAAAAACAAACAAACACACCUGAAGCAGCUUGGGCUAUGUUGCUCUUUGAAACUGAUUCCUAUGUACACAACUGAGGAUGUUAUGCAUAAGACAUAAGUCAGUAGUCUAUUGUGCUAGGGAACAGCAAGAGGAGAGGUGUUUUUGAAGAGAACAUGAGCCACAAGCCAGGCAGGUGAAAGGGACACAGAAAUUGGACAACAAGGACCUUACUGUCCAGGUCCCAGUGCAACAGUACCUGAGUGAAGGAGCACAGCAGAACCACAGAUCGUGGCCAGUCCAGCCAAGAGUCCACAGGAUUUGGCAAUACUAACGUGAUGAGGCAGAUCCAAGAUCAAGCUGAAAAAUCAUUCCAAAUGUAAGGUUUAAGAUGAACGAGCAAACACCCUUGGCUGAGCUUAAAUAGAGCUCCUGGAUGCACAGCUGUGGGGAGGGGGCUCCAGUGAGGGUGGUCAGGGCCAUUAAGGGUUAUGAGAGCCUUCAGGGCCUUGACAGUGUGUUCCUUUCAGAGCUUUGCCACUCACUCCUGUUAGUUCACAGACUACUUGUUUCAUUUCUGUUUGGGACUGUGCUGUCCUCGCUUUUGUUACCUCAUCUAGUGUGAUUGCAAACACUUAAAAUAGGAAGUCUUGUUCCUUCCAUGCCUGCGCAGAAACAAGUGUAGGAGGGCCUUUGUCUUGCCUGAGUCUUUUGAUAAUAAAGCGUGUAGUAUCUGUAGACAAGUGUGCUCCUGGCAGGAUUCCCACAAAAACAUACACUUUUGCAACAGGAAAAGAGGAUGCUGACAAACUGCUGUACGCCUCGGUGGAUGUGACAGAAUUUGACUUUCAGAGCACAAGCAAUUGCUGAGGCAUCUUUUCUCAUCAAAUGCUUCUCCUCUGAUCACUACAGCAUUGGCAUUCGGAGGUUGUGAGUAGGCAGCAAAAUGUACAGCCACUGUUUAUUUAUAAUUCUGUCUUUUGUAAUCGAGAACUAGAUUGUAAGUAGAUGUGUGCUGCUCUCCUCAGAGGGGUCCUGUGAGUCUACGUGAGCUGCUUCGCUGCAACCCCAGGCAGGGACUGCAACCCCAGGCAGCCACGCUGAACACGGAUGUCUGUUAAAGUCAAAGGGGGGGUUACAGGUGGGGAAAUUGGCGUUUGCUCAUGUGAUGGAGUUGCCUGGAGUAUUUAUGUCAUUGAUAUGCCUAUGUGGAGGUUUUUCACCGGUGGGGCUGUCAGGAUGUAGAAGGGAAAGCAGGAGGGAUUUCAGGGGCAGUGUGAAAACCACUGACUUAGGGUAUUUCUCCUCCAGUGCUGGCAGCUUUGGGCAGCAAUUCUGAGUUUGUGAGUGGGGCAAAAAAUAAUCUGAGGUGAAUGUAAAGACUCCCAAGAGGAGCAGUGAAGUAUAGAGGAGAAAAUCGGAGACCCAGAGUCCUAGAGGCUACAGCUUGGGGUCAGACUGAGCCUGCCUGACAGCGCCAGUAGGAGCAGCGUGUGUGCAGCUCCUCGGCUGUUGUGAAAUCCUUUCACUCAGCGCUUGGCACUGUUAGAGCCAGCACUCCUCGAAGAGAAGAAGCUGUGUGGAAGCACCAUGGAGGCACCUGCCGGGAGCGACCCACCCCUGUGAAACCAGGACCAGGGGGCAGCCAAGGAGCUCCAGCCUGCCCGAGGACAGACCCGUGGACAAGCAAGGGGGCUGCAGCAGGCAGGAGGGCUGCGUGCCGCCACCCGGGAGCUGAUCGGUGAGCGAGGGCUGCAGGAUCCCUGCAGCAGCUCAGCCGCCCACCCGUGAGACACGCCAGGCCCUCUCUCCGGCCCAGAGCCCCCUCAGCACCGAGGCCCGGGUCUCUGGACAAAAUGGGGAACUUGUCAAUGAAACCCAAGCACCUGAGACAGCCAGAUAGACACGUAGCAAACCUCUCUAUUGGUUGUGCUGGCAACUAUAAGUUUCUGAAGGACCCAGGUCUAGGCAUCCAUGUGACUGGGCAAGCUGAUGUUCUUUGCAGCAGGGUGGUUGAACUGGAAAAGGAGCUGAAAAGAAAAGAUGAAGAGUUACAAGAAGGUCAAAGUCUUGUUGCUGAGCUUCAGGAGCAGCUGGCUAUGCAGACUAAGGUCAUAGCAGAACUCACCAAGGAACUUCAGAGCAAGUGUAUACAGCUGAACAAGCUGCAGGAUGUUAUUAAUACUCAAGGAGAACACUCUCUUCAGCCUUCUCCAUUUAGAGCAACUCCAAAGAAUCAAGUCUCUGCUGACAGGAGGAAAGGAGCUAAGGAAGGUGUAUCUGCAGAGCCAACAACACAGCUGUAUGAUUUGAGCAAGCAAGCUAAGUUUUCCUUUGAAAAAUCAAGAGUCCAAAAGGAUUUCAGUGAGAAGAAGCUCAUCACAGACGCCCUGAAUAAAAAUCAGUUCUUGAAGAGACUGGAGCCUCAGCAAAUCCGAGAUAUGGUGGAAUGUAUGUAUGAAAGGACUUUCCAGCAGGGGAGUUAUGUCACCAGACAGGGAGAGCCAGGCAAUCACAUUUUUGUGCUCAAAGAGGGCAGACUGGAAGUCUUUCAGCAGAAUAAACUCCUCUCCUCAAUACCUGUGUGGACAGCAUUUGGUGAACUAGCCAUUUUAUACAACUGCACACGGACAGCUUCUGUGAAAGCAAUCACCGAUGUAAAAACAUGGGCAUUGGACAGAGAAGUGUUUCAAAACAUCAUGAGAGUGACAGCACAGACAAGGCAAGAACAGUACAGAAGCUUUCUUAGAAGUGUGUCUCUCCUAAAAAAUUUACCUGAGGAUAAACUAACCAAGAUCAUGGACUGCCUGGAGGUGGAGUACUAUGACAAGGGAGAUUAUGUUAUUCGGGAAGGAGAAGAAGGAAAUACCUUCUUUAUAAUAGCAAAAGGAAAGGUGAUAGUUACCCAGAGUACUGCAGAUCACUCACAGCCUCAGCUGAUCAAAAGUCUACAUAAAGGAGAUUACUUCGGAGAAAAGGCUCUCAUUAGUGAUGACGUCAGAUCAGCAAACGUUAUUGCAGAUGAAUAUGAUGUGGAGUGCCUUGUUAUAGAUAGAGAGACAUUUAAUCAAACCGUUGGAACUUAUGAGGAGCUCCAAACCUACCUUGAAGGCUAUGUGGCUAACCUGACCCGGGCUGAUGAAAAGCGACAUGCAAAAAGAAGAUCCUUCUGUGGACAGUCGACCAAAGAGGUGACUUUGGAGAUGAUACAGCUGCAGGAGAAAGUAGCCCAGUUCUCUUCUUCCCCAUUCCAGAAUUUAGAAGUUGUCACAACUCUCGGUGUUGGUGGGUUCGGAAGGGUUGAGCUUGUUAAAGUGAAAAAUGAGAACAUCGCUUUUGCAAUGAAGUGUAUAAAGAAGAAACAUGUAGUGGACACCAAACAGCAAGAACAUAUCUAUUCUGAAAAGAGAAUUCUCGAACAGAUAUGUUCUCCAUUCAUUGUGAAACUGUAUCGUACAUUCAAGGAUAGUAAGUACGUAUACAUGCUACUGGAGGCUUGCCUUGGAGGCGAAUUGUGGAGCUUACUGAGAGACAGAGGCAGCUUUGAUGAACCCACUACCAAGUUCUGUGUUGGGUGUGUGACAGAAGCUUUGGACUAUCUACAUCACAUAGGAAUUGUCUACAGGGACCUGAAGCCAGAAAAUUUAAUUUUGGAUGCUGAAGGAUACAUAAAAUUGGUUGAUUUUGGAUUUGCAAAGAAGAUCGGGUCAGGACAGAAAACCUGGACAUUUUGUGGAACCCCUGAGUAUGUUGCCCCAGAAGUCAUUCUGAGUAAAGGCCAUGACUUCAGUGUGGAUUUUUGGUCCCUUGGGAUUCUUGUGUACGAACUCCUUACUGGCAGUCCACCGUUCUCCGGGGCUGAUCAAAUGGUGACAUAUAAUUUGAUUCUCAAAGGGAUUGAAAAACUGGACUUUCCUAAAAUAAUAACAAGGCGGCCUGAGGAUUUGAUCCGCAGACUUUGCAGGCAAAACCCUACAGAAAGAUUAGGCAAUCUGAGGAAUGGAAUUAAUGACAUCAAGAAGCACAGGUGGUUGAAUGGUUUUAACUGGGAUGGUCUGAAAGUGAGGAAAUUAACAUCACCUUUAAAAAGAGAGUUGUCUGGACCAACUGACUACAGCUACUUUGAUAGCUAUCCACCUGAAGAGGGAACCCCUCCAGAUGAACUUUCAGGCUGGGACAAGGAUUUCUGAUACUUCCUUCUUCCGGGACAUUUAUAGAGACUCAUAGGCAUCAGUUCUAAACCAGUUCUCAUGUUUCUUGCUUAAAAUCAAAGCACGCAAAGUUUUUGACAAGCAUGAUGUUCCCUGAAGAAUAGAAGACAGUGAAGCAACCAGAAUCUGUUUGGGUAACACACCAAAUUCUCUGUGUGCCUCUAGAUAACAAGGGCAUGCAGAUGCGACCUGAAUACUUUUUGAUAUACGGUGUCUCUGUGAGCAUUUUCAGGCACUGUGGGUGGGAUGUAUGGUUUUGCUAUUGGAAGUUUCACUAGCUACUUUUGAUAUUAAAAAGGUUCCUACGUGUCUUAAUUUUUUAAAAAAGGGUUAGGAUUAGAGGCCCAUGUGGCAUUUGUCAAUAGAUGACACUAUAGGCAUUUAUUUUUCAUUCCAUUAUAAGUUUAUUGUUUUACUUUUUCCAGUAAUGGACAGAACCGCUUUCAUCUAGAAGCAUGUAGAAAAGACUUCUGCAACGUUGAUUUGAUGCUGCAGUUCGAAACUGCUUACCAGUUUAGUUUUGCUCUGGGUUAAGUAUGUGAGACAGGCUGUAACACAUCAAAGGAAAAUCCAGUAAGAAAUGAGUUGUAUGCAUAAUAGAAGUUUCCUGGAGAAGCAGACUGUAGUAUGUGUUUCUCUAACUGCUUCAAAGAGCUAUGUCCCUUUCUUAAAAUGCUGUGCUUUUAUGUAGUGUGAAGAUAAAAUAGAUGGACAAAAAUCAUUUACCUUGCAAGAAAAAAUACAAAAGUACAGAAUCCUGUGUUCUCCUUCAAACGUUCUUUCAUUGAUAUUUUAGUUUUCAUUGGUAUUUUGCAGAAGCACUAGAUAUGUUUACAUCAGUGCUAAAACUCCCUCCCAUUUUCAAUGUUCUGCUUGUUCUCACUAGAUGUGAAAUACCGUUUCAAAUCAUAUUUCAUUAACUUAUACCUAUUCUUAGUUCUACAUGUACAGUGGGAAAAUAAGAGAGUUUUUUUUUUUUCUUUUGUAGAAAAUUCUGUUCAUGAAUCAGUUUAACUAUUGUGUUCUAUUUUGACCAUCUUCCUUUCUCCCUCCUGGCUGCGAAUGACGUUUAGAAAGGCAAGAAAUGAUAAGCUUUUCUCAAAAACAAUAUAGAAAUAUGAUUGUUUUUUGUUGCUCAAAUGUUCAAGCUCUAUUUUCACCUUCUUUGGCACAAGGAAACAAAUUGUGAACCAGAACCACCAAACAGCUUGAGCAAGGAAGGCCAGCAAAAAGCAGACAAGGUGGUCAGGAAGCUGCGAGGAGAGUCUGAGGGACAUGGACUUGUUCAGCCUGGAGGAGGGAAAGCUUUGGGGCACCUUAUAUGAUCAGGUAGAGCCUUGAGAAUCUCAGUCUGAAUCCAUUGUUGGCCCUGCUGUGAGCAGAAGGUUGGACUGGAGACCUCCCGAGGUCCUUUCCAGCCUGAAUGAUUCUGGGAUUCCAGGAAAUAAUUUUAACUGUCAGCCAGUGGUGUAAGUAGAAUAUAGCAAGAUGUGCUUUCCCAUAUGACUUUAUAUAUGCCUGAUUUUUGUCACUUAUCCUUUAGAUCAUGAGAACAGGGGAGUCAGUCUGAAACAUUGAUUGGAUAAUAAAUGCAGUUGGAUGUUGUGUGUUCAUGGUUUAAACGGAAAAACUCUGCUGCACUCUGUUAUGAGCCACGACUGCUAUAGGAACAGACAUGUUCCUGGGGGUCAUGCUGGGCUUCCAAGCUCAGUGCAUCUGCAGCCCCUACUAGGAUUUGUUUCAUUUCCCGCUAAAGCAAAAUCCAAUCUAAAUGGAGAUAAUGAAGAUGCCUCAGCAUCCUGCAUUUCACAUGCUGGAUGGAAAACCUCCCAGGAAACUUGUAAAAUGUGCUCAGGGCUUAGUUACUGAUGACUGCUGUAUGCUUAGUGGCUGGUCAUGACCUAUCCCAACUGGGCAACAGAGGGACUGCCCCAGGGACUGUCCACUUUCCCCAUUUCUGGUAAGUGAAGGAACCUGAACCUCCACUUCCUAAGGCCAGUGCCAAACUUCAUUUUGCCUUUAAUAGGAGUCUACAGGGACCUGGGGCUGGAUUCCCUUAGUAAUUGGUGAGGAAGGAAUGUUCUUUUUGGGGGAACUUGUUCUUCACUGAACCUCUGCUGGGUGAACUUCUGGUUGUGCUGUGGCAGAAUGUUAAUUUGGCUGGUUUGGGCAGAAGGCUAACAAAAUGCUUCCAUAAAAAAUUGUAACAAACAAAACAAUGUAGUUAUUGAACUUAUUUAUUACACUGUGUGGGCUAAUUGAUUUUUCCAUGUUAACAAGUAUUUUUUACUGCUGAGUGGUCAUUGGUUUGACAGCAAAUCACUUUACGUAUUCUGUAGAAAUUUCAGUCCAAGUAAAGUAGUAUUUUCCACUGAAUGUAAAGGAGGUUGGAUGGGGCCCUUGGAGGAAGACAGCACCCAUUUUUCUGAUUCUGUUUCCCUGCCUGGUUGUAAGCUAUCACGGGAGCUCGAAGCCAGCAAAGCCUGUGUGAAGUAGUGGUAAGCAUACACAGCCAAGAGGGUGGAGCAGAGGCUUUAAGCUGGGACGUUAGAUGCUUCAAACUCUUGCAGCUAACUCUGCUUAGUGACACCAAAGAGCAGAUUCUCUUUUCAGGAUUUAGAAAAGCAUUAGACAUUAUGGUGUGUGUUUCUCUGUGUGUCCGUUUCUGUCUUUCUCUCAUAAAUAUGUUUAUUAAAAUACUGUUGAGCCAAGUUUUAUAAAAAGCUUUCAAAUGUAUUUUUCCAUUGUAUUUAUAGGUAAUUUUCUUUUAUAUAUAUAAAUAUAAUAUAUAUAUAUAUGUUUUUUAAGUGAAGAAAUAAAAGUAGGAUGUUUAGUGCAGUUAGCAAUUAAGCCUGUGCAACUGUAGGAUGUUUUCUUUAUACAGCAAUCAUAUAUUUUGUUUAACCUGCAGUGUGUGCAAAUAAAAGAAGUCUACAGUGGAAUGUG